Messenger RNA from Trichophyton benhamiae CBS 112371, 336 nucleotides. RefSeq lists its product as uncharacterized. Gene Ontology annotation, cellular component: membrane. NCBI's taxonomy places the organism in Eukaryota, Fungi, Ascomycota, Eurotiomycetes, Onygenales, Arthrodermataceae. The transcript has a single exon. The record is from RefSeq and is a predicted model, not a curated record. Bases 1 to 336 code for a protein of 111 amino acids. Gene Ontology annotation, molecular function: transmembrane transporter activity.
AUGGGAAUAUCAGAAAAGCAGCCAGAGACGGAGAUGCGAGAGGAUGUUGAACGGAAUAAUGGGCCUGAUGUCUCAGAGAAGCAUGACAGCGAGUUGAGGUCUACUUCAAGCUCUGAGCCUGAUUUCUCUGAUAUCAACGAGAAGAAGGUGAUCAGGAAGAUGGACAUGCGUCUGAUCCCAGCACUAGCACUCCUCUAUCUGCUCUCAUUCUUGGAUAGGGGUAAUAUUGGAAAUGCGAAGAUUGAGGGAUUGGAUGUUGACUUGGGCCUUAAAGGAGGCCAGUUCAAUUGGUGCUGUAAGUUUCAAUUCCCAAUGCAACUGAUAACCAGAUCGUAA